Messenger RNA from Beta vulgaris subsp. vulgaris (sugar beet), 1894 nucleotides. Its product is annotated as protein YLS7. The transcript has 3 exons. Gene Ontology annotation, cellular component: Golgi apparatus. The record is from RefSeq and is a predicted model, not a curated record. The coding region runs from base 261 to 1661 and encodes 466 amino acids. Gene Ontology annotation, molecular function: O-acetyltransferase activity. NCBI's taxonomy places the organism in Eukaryota, Viridiplantae, Streptophyta, Magnoliopsida, Caryophyllales, Amaranthaceae.
UAACGUUUAGUCCAAGCUGUUCACAUAUUCUCCAUCAAUAUUCCAUAAGAUAGUUGUCUUUAUUUGGCUGCUAACUUAUUACGCUGUACACAUUAGAACAAGCCGUCAGCUUGAUUAAGAUGUGGGCAUAAAUUCCAUGUGCUGCGUAGGAAGGCAUGUUGCACACUUCAUCUUCUGAAGAAAUAAUAGAAGCAAGCAUACUUGAUUUAAUUUGCUUAGUUUAAUUAUUACAAGUCGUAUUCUUUGAGAAAAAAUCGAUCAUGGCUAAAUCUUUUCCUAGAGAAAAAUAUGCUAACUUGAAGUAUGGACGUUUAGUCUCUUCCAUUGCGAUUUCUGUUGUGUUACUUACAGUAUUUGUAACGUGGGAUUCUUGGAUGUUACUGUCACGCCCGAAUAAUUCUAUCAUCCCAAUCUAUUUCUAUGGAGCUGCUGAUGUUUCGAGUGAUUUAGAUGCGUUUGUUUCGCAAGAAGGUGAUGAUCAUGUAGCUAAAGUGGACCAUGAUGAUGAGCACGAGUCAGAAGUCGAGGUAUCUGCAGAAGAAGUAAUUGAUCAAAGUGCAGAUAAUUCAGGUUGUGAUCUGUACAAUGGAGAAUGGUACUAUGAUUCUGAGGGGCCUUUGUACACAAACAACACAUGCCCUAUUUUGAGUCAGACCCAAAAUUGCCAAGGAAAUGGGAGGCCUGACAAGGAGUAUGAGAACUGGAGAUGGAGACCAUUCAAUUGUGAACUUCCAAAAUUUAACGCCACCAAAUUUUUGGAGUUGAUGAGUGGAAAAACUAUUACUUUUGUUGGUGAUUCUGUUGCUCGCAACCAGAUGGAGUCUCUUCUGUGCAUACUAUGGCAGGUUGAAGUUCCACAAAACAAAGGAAACCGUCGCAUGCAGCGUUGGCAUUUCAGAUCAAAAUCUGUAACAGUACUUCGUUUUUGGUCUGCAUGGCUUGUACAUCACACUACAGAACCAUUCAGCUAUGUUCCAGAUGGAAUUACCAAACUUCACCUAGAUGUUCCAGAUGAAACAUUCAUGGAACUUGCACCAAAAUCUGAUGUACUAGUCUUUUCCAACGGUCACUGGUUUCCUAAACAAUCAGUCUAUCUGUUAAAUAACAAGAUCGUUGGAACACAAGGUUACACUUUACCAGUAAAACAUCAUCAGUCACUGAAAAUAACUGACACUGAAGCAUAUAAAAUAUCUACUGAGACUGCAUUAGCUGCUAUGGCUACUCAUUCUAACUACUCAGGAUUAACCAUUGUUACGUCGUUUUCGCCCGAUCAUUAUGAGAAGGGUGCGUGGAACACUGGCGGAUCUUGUACAGGUAAAGUUAGGCCCUUAUUGCCUGGUCAAGUGGUUGAAUAUGAGUACACAAAUAUCAUGCAUGAUAAACAAGAAACAGGGUUCUACCAAGCUACUAAGAGGUUGACUAAUCGAUCUAAAUUGAAGUUGAUGGAUAUUACUGAAGCUUUUAAGUACCGUCAUGAUGGUCAUCCGGGUCCAUAUCGGAACCCGGACCCGAACAAGAUCACGAAGAGGGGCCGGAAUGGGCUACCACCUCCCCAGGAUUGCUUGCAUUGGUGCAUGCCUGGUCCUGUUGAUACAUGGAAUGAAAUUAUGCUUGAAAUCAUUAGACAAGAGUUUGAGGGUAACAAGAAGUCUGCCUUAUAGUGUUAUUUGUAGUUUGGUAAAAUCAUAUGAGAUAUCUCACAUUAACUUAUUGUGAGAUCAAGGUGAUUUUGUUUAUUUAUAUGGUGGUGAAAUUUUUUUCUUUUGGGGACAGCUCAAUUGCUAGUUAGCCUCCGAUCAUUUUUUCUUUUCAGUUCUCAUUUUUAUAAUUAAUUACUUGUAAAGUGUCACUUAGUUGAGUUUCGUACAGAUAUAUAUUGAAUUACUUGAUCCAA